UCGAGGGUUUAUUUAUUAAUGGCAAAGCGUCUGCGCAUCCUCUACGCGCAUCCCGGAAGUUUUUGAACGACGCAGUUGUGCAGAAGUUGUGGAUAAAUCUGCUUUUCUAAGUUUCAGGUGUUCCUCCACCUCAGGUUAUAACUCGGUGCUGUGUGCAGCCGCAUUCAGUCCCUCCUGCUGAACUCAUGUCCGGGUUCGACCUGGUUCCGGUGGACGGCUCCGGGGAUCCAGUCCACCUGCCGCCCGGGGACACGGUCUUGGGCCGGGGUCCCUUCCUGGGAGUCAGUGAUAAGAGAGUGUCCAGACACCACGGGCUGCUGCAGAACCUGAACGGACAGCUCAGUCUCAAACCGACCCACGCGAACCCGUGUUUCGUCCAGUCGUCUCUGGCCGACGACCCCCGCCCUCUGCAGAGAGACUCCUGGCACCUCCUCCGUCAUGGAGAUUUCUUCUCUCUGCUGCCCGGUCAGUUAAUCUACAAGGUGGUGGCCGUGGGCGGAGAGGAGCGUCCUCCCAGAGACGACCCGACGUCUGAACAGGAGGCGCGACUUCGUGUUUCUCCGGAGCCGGACGUGGACUCGCCUCCUGCAGUUGGACGGGAUCUGAAGAAGACUCCAACGUCACCGUCAGACGAGGAGGAAGAAGACGAGAGUUUGAAACAGGACGAUCAGAUUAAUGUCGCUUCAUCUUUACCAAGAAGAGUUUUACCUGCCUGGAUGCUGGCGUCUACAGCAACGCCAAAGAGUCCGUCCUCCGCCUCAAAAGUUCAGUCAUCUGUGAAGAGGAGGAAAGAAGCUGCAGCACCGUCAACCACCAGCACUAAGGCCACGCCCAUAACUAGCACCGCCAACCAGGGGGCGGGGCCUAAUGAGGAAGAGGAGGAGGAGCAGGAAGAGGAGAAGAGGCCGAGGAAGAAGAGGAGGAGAAUAAGUGAUGAUGAAGAAGAAGAAACUCAGACCAGAGCAGACGUGUCUCCAGAGGACGUCACAGGCGGUGAACUCAGGUCCGAUGCUAGCGAAGAAAAAGUAAACGUCGCUACGUCUGAAAUAAAGAAGAAGGAGGACAAGACGUCCAAAAACAAACAAACAAACGAUUCUGGGUCCAAACGUGGAGUCAGGACGCCGUGUCCAUUUGGGAAGGACUGCUACAGGAAGAACCCGAUUCACUUCCAGGAGUGUAGUCACCCCGGAGACAGUGACUACGAGGAGGAGGAGGAGGAGGUGGAGGAUGAGGAUGACGACCGACCUGAGUGUCCCUACGGCACCGACUGCUACAGGAAAAACCCUCUCCACAGGAAGGAAUACAAACACACGAAGAAACCAGCUCGCAGCACCCGCGCCGUCGCCACAAAGAACGAAGACGACGGCGAAGACUCUGAGGACGACGACAGUUUCAUCAACGACGACAGCGAAGACGUGGGCGACGACUCGGACUACGUCCCACCGGACGACGACGACAGCGGCAAGGAGGACGUCAAGAGGCUGCAGAGGGAAGCGAAGGUCUUUCUGAAGAGGAAGAAGUAGAAUGUUUUGUUUUUUUUAACAUCAUGACAGAAUAAGCCUAGUUUUACCAGGUGGUUUUAUCAGGGGUUUCAACUAUUAAGAAAGUUUGAGCUUCCAGAAAAGCUUUACAGGACCUAUUCCCUGGUCCUCUCAUCAAGAUCUUUUUUUAUUUUAUUUUUUAAAUUUUUUUUGCAGCUACCAGGCGUCUCCACAACGACUCUCUUGUACCUUUUUUAUGAGUGAGUUUAGUUUUCUGGGAGGAAACCACUACAAAACUGAAUGUGAAUCCAUUAGUCCAGACCGUAGCGGGAAAAAACCCUUUUGUUGUAAGUUUCCACUUCAUUCUGCUCUUGUAAAUAUUUUUCUAUGUCUUUUAAAUACGUCCAAUGAAAACAAA
Mugil cephalus (flathead mullet) is the source of this 1899-nucleotide messenger RNA. It is a transcript of the gene aplf, whose product is annotated as aprataxin and PNKP like factor. Gene Ontology annotation, cellular component: nucleus; site of double-strand break. The transcript is spliced from 11 exons. The coding region runs from base 186 to 1523 and encodes 445 amino acids. Gene Ontology annotation, molecular function: 3'-5' exonuclease activity; DNA-(apurinic or apyrimidinic site) endonuclease activity; protein binding. Lineage: Eukaryota; Metazoa; Chordata; Actinopteri; Mugiliformes; Mugilidae. Gene Ontology annotation, biological process: double-strand break repair. The record is from RefSeq and is a predicted model, not a curated record.